This is a messenger RNA of Episyrphus balteatus (marmalade hoverfly), 2730 nucleotides long. It is a transcript of the gene GLS, whose product is annotated as glutaminase kidney isoform, mitochondrial. The record is from RefSeq and is a predicted model, not a curated record. The transcript has 11 exons. Gene Ontology annotation, molecular function: glutaminase activity; protein binding. NCBI's taxonomy places the organism in Eukaryota, Metazoa, Arthropoda, Insecta, Diptera, Syrphidae. Gene Ontology annotation, biological process: L-glutamine catabolic process. Bases 241 to 2352 code for a protein of 703 amino acids.
CGAGUAGCAGCGUUUGUUUGAAAAAAUUGAUUUUCAUAAAAUAGAUACAUAUUUUAUCAUUUUUUUUUCAUGGUGUCACUUAAAUCAAUCAGUGAAAAAAAUUAGAAGGAAGUUGAAAGAUUCUAUCAAAUCCGCAUCUAUACUUGCUAAAAAGUUGCAUAAUACUCCUGGAAAUACUUUCAAUACUCUGUCGUAACUGUCGAAAUUAAUUGAAAUAAAAAUCGAAAAAAAAACUUCAUAAUGAACAACAAUCUUAUUAUGAGAUUGUGGUUACUAAGAAACUCCUAUUCCGGCUUAACUUUGCAUAAUGGAUCGAAAACGAAUAGUUUUUUGAAAACUCUCGAUAAGAAAUGCAUCAGCUCGACUGCAAAUCCUGUCAAGGAUACGAAUCAAAAGUCUGCAACAAAAUCACCAGCAACAGGAAUUCGAGAUAAAAGAUUAUUUGGGCAUACUGGAAAAGAUUUGAAAGAACGUUUCUCACAUGAGAAAAUUCAAAACAGAUGUGCACCGUUAUUGAACUUAGUCUUUGCUAAUAGAAAAUUAUCUUUCUAUGAUACUCACAAUAACUAUCCAGAAAACAAUAUUGAUGAUAUGGGCUUACAGAGGAGAUUUAUGUCAAUGUUGCCCCAAAGAGAACAAGAACAAAAAAAUGCAGAAGAUGUCCUUUUUGAUAUGUUCUACAAUGAAGAGACCGGUUUAUUGUCAAUGGGCAAGUUCUUAGCGGCCCUUAAAACAACCGGUAUCCGCAAGACUGAUCCUCGAAUCAAGGAAUUGAUGGAAAACUUAAAAAAAGUUCAUAAGCUUUCGAAUUACGAGUCAGGUUCAUCUGCUGAAACACAAAAUCUUAAUCGAGAAACCUUUAAAGGAGUUAUCGCACAAAACAUUGUCCUAAUUGCAAAAGCUUUUCGCCAACAAUUUAUUAUCCCUGAUUUUACUGGAUUUGUGAAGGACAUUGAAGAGAUUUAUUGGAAAUGCAAAAGUAACACAGAUGGCAAAGUAGCCAAUUACAUACCCCAACUUGCUCGCUACAGUGCUGAAUCUUGGGGUGUUAGCAUAUGCACUAUCGACGGACAGCGUUAUUCAAUUGGAGAUGUUGAUGUUCCAUUUACACUUCAGAGUUGCAGCAAACCUCUAACAUAUGCUAUUGCAUUGGAAAAACUUGGUCCAAAAAUUGUCCAUAAUUAUGUUGGACAAGAACCAAGUGGGAGGAAUUUCAAUGAAAUUAUUUUAGAUCACAACAAUAAACCUCACAAUCCAAUGAUCAAUGCCGGAGCUAUUAUAACAUGUUCUUUGAUGCAAACACUUGUUAAACCUGAAAUGACUAUGGCUGAAAAAUUCGAUUACACCUUACAAUGGUUUAAGAAAAUGUCUGGUGAUGAAAAUAUCAGUUUUAAUAACGCUGUUUUUCUGUCUGAACGUGAAGCUGCUGAUAGAAACUAUGCCCUCGGAUUUUAUAUGAGAGAAAAUGGUUGUUUUCCGAAAAAAGCCAACUUGAAAGAAGUUAUGGAUUAUUAUUUUCAGUGCUGUUCCAUGGAGGCAACAUGCGAAAUAAUGUCCGUGAUUGCAGCUACUUUAGCAAAUGGUGGAAUCUGUCCAACGACCGAAGAGAAAGUUCUCCAGCCUGAAGUUGUACGUGAUGUCUUGUCAAUUAUGCAUUCCUGUGGUACCUACGAUUACUCUGGCCAAUUUGCCUUCAAAGUUGGUCUGCCAGCUAAAUCUGGUGUGUGUGGUGGCAUGAUGUUAGUCAUUCCCAAUGUUAUGGGUAUAUUCACAUGGUCUCCACCAUUGGAUAUGCUCGGCAAUAGUUGUCGAAGUGUACAGUUUUGUGAGGAAUUGGUCCAAGCAUUUAAUUUCCAUCGAUACGAUAACUUGAAGCAUGCUUCCAACAAAAAAGAUCCUCGCAAGCAUCGUUACGAAACUAAGGGGCUUUCCAUUGUCAAUCUUCUCUUCUCAGCGGCAAGUGGCGAUGUAACGGCUUUGCGUCGUCAUCGUCUCUCUGGCAUGGACAUAACUUUGGCCGACUACGAUGGACGCACUGCUUUGCAUUUAGCUGCAUCGGAAGGACACUUGGACUGUGUGAAAUUCCUUCUUGAGCAUUGCCAUGUGCCACAUAAUCCAAAAGAUCGAUGGGGUAACUAUCCCAUUGAUGAAGCUGAAAAUUUUGGUCAUCAAGCAAUUGUUGACUAUUUGAAAGAAUACGGAGAGAGGGCUGGCAGCGAAGAGGUACCAACAACAGUUUGCAAAAAGAACACCGAUGCUGAUGAGGAAAUUACUCCAACUGAAUAUGAUCGAAGUUCAACAGCCAGUCCAGUACCCUCCGAUAGUGGUGACAACACCAGACCAGGUCUUUAAGGCGUUAUAUUCCUUCCUCUAUAUACCAACCAUAAACACUCCCAAAAUACACCACCUAUACAAAGUUGGUCUUCAAGACCAUCAAUUUACCUAAAUAUAUUUAUUGCUAAACAAAAACAAAAAAAAAAUACAAGAAAAUUUGUGCUGUGUUCUUUGACUAAAGGUUUGUGUCUUGGAAAAAAAUGUUAAGAUUUUUCAGAAUGUUUAAAAAAAUAAAUGUAUACCCAAUUCUCCUCCUAUACAUAAUAAAUGAGUAUGACAAUAAUAAAUUAUAUUUAGGAGGUAAAUCAUCAGUCAAUUUUACAAAAUAAAUUAUUUUAAAAAGCAUAACUUAAGAUGCUUGUAAUUAUCAUCAACUUAAUAUGUGUAAUUAAUUUU